This is a messenger RNA of Linum tenue, 1140 nucleotides long. The record is from the annotation of a GenBank genome assembly. Lineage: Eukaryota; Viridiplantae; Streptophyta; Magnoliopsida; Malpighiales; Linaceae.
AUGAAAGCCUCCCUCAAAUUCCGCGACGAGCAGAAGCCGCUGUUCCGAGCCAAGGUCCCGCUGAGCAUUCUGGGCUUGCCUUUCCAGUCCGGAAUCGUCGCCGGGGAGGCCAAGGAGCUCUCCCUCAACCUCUCGACGUUCUUCGAUUCCGGCCCGUCCUUCAAGGUCGCCUACCGCCCCAACGAUUCGUGGAAUCCGUUCUCCCUCGUGCUCAAGACGGGGUCCGGGUCGUUCGGCUCGCCGACGUCGAGCCCGAUGGUGAUGAGCGCGGAGUUCAAUUUGGUCGGGAAGGGGAACCCUAGCUUCAUGCUUCAUUUCAAGCCCAGGUUUGGGGAUUUCUCGAUCAAGAAGUCGCAGGCGUCGUCGGGCUUGGAGAAGAGUAUGAAGUCGUGGCAGAACGGCGUCGCUGUGAGCUCUUCGUCGGACGAGGAUGGGUCGCUGGAGGUUGUGGAGAAGCCCGUGUUGAACGGGAUUGGAGCCGGCGGAGGGAUCGACAUCGGCGGGGUAGGGUUCAACGCCAAGAGGUUUUCCGCCCUGCCUCCGCCGACGUCGAACGCGCUCGCGGCGGCUCUAUCUGGAGUGGAAGUCACGGCCAACACGAGUCUCCCCGUGAGGAGUCACGCCGUGAUGAGUUUCAGGUGGGGGCUUAGGGUUCCGGCGGACAACAAAUUAGGGGGUAGAGUAGCUGGAGACCUCGAUUCGAUGGCUGCCGCGAUCAAUUUCAAGAGGAUCCCUUUCCUGGUGAUGAACAAGAUCGGGAUCGAACACGUCGCCCAAUCUGCUUCGAAAUCCGAACCGGCGGCGAACAGCGAACCUAAGCCGGACGUGGCGGAAACUUGCUUGGCGGUGAAGCGGCAGUUGGACAUUCUGCAGAUGGAGAAUACGUCCCUGAAGAAGGCCAUGGAUGAUCUGAGGCGCGAGAUUGGCGCCAGCAAAUUCCUUGUGCCAUCAUCACCAACCCAUGAUUCUAGCUUCAGCAGCAGCAGCAGCAGCAGGUACAGAGAGCCGGAGAGAAUGGGAGCUAGGAACUCCGGCGGGAACCGAAAUGAGAAGAGGAGUUCCUCGGUGGAAGGCGAUGUGAGCGAGGAGCUGAAGAAAGCUCUGAAAGGAGCUGCUGCAGCAGGAGGCGGUGGUGCUUGA